GUGCUCACGCAGUGUAUCGCGCCGCGCCCCCAUCUCCUCAUAUGCUCCGACUGCGACUGGGGAUCAUCGUACCUGCAGACACCACACCUGACAGCGGGGGGGACAAGCGUAAACCCGAGUGUCACUUUAACCAAUACAAGCCUCACUCCACUGACUGAACACCCGGAUCGGAGCCACCGAGAGGAAGCGUUUGUAAAAUAAAGUCCUGCUUCAUUGUCGGCUCGCGGUAAAUGUCACGCAAUAGUGGAGCUGUCACGAAACAGCUAGCAGAUGAAGUUAGCUAGCUUGCGAGCGUGAAGGGCUGUCAGUGAUGGCUCUGGUGUUGAAAAUAUUUAGUUUGCCACUCCGUUGUAGCUAGUUCUUUGUGUAGGAAUUAAAAACGUAUAUGAGUGUGGUGACCAUAUCCAUAGUUAUCCAAACACCGCUGCGUCUUGUCUCUUGAAAUAACCUCUGUUGCUUGUUAGCCUCCUCGCUAACGUUAGCCUCAAACUGCACCACUCAUUCAACUUGAUUGAAUUGAUAUUUCCUGGUUUGUGAUCAUUGCAGGAUUGGAUAUGCAGACUGAGUUUUGUUCCUAAAGCUUGUCUAAAGUUGUGUUAACUGUUCUGUUUAGGUAUUAAACAGGAAACUGGACGUUGUUCACUCAUUUUAGUGCUGCUAAAAGCCUCUAUUAAAAGCACUUGGUUGAAAUUCAUCCUACAAAAACAGAUAUUCAGUCUCUUCUUGAUCAGUAAGUUUCAACUGGAGAGGACUAACCAUAGGAAAUUCUGAUCCUUAGUCCCCUUAACAAGGCUCAUAGUUUAUCCUUACUAAAGCAUGGCUCCCAAAAAGAGACCUAUGCCCCUAAACAUUGCUCCUCCGUCUGAUGGGUUAUCCACCUCCAUCAACACUGAAGUUGCCUCUGAGUAAGAUAUCCCACCAUCAAAUAAGCAUCUUCUACCUCAUAUACAGACAUCUGUGAAAGACUUUAUUCAUUCACAUUUAUUCAUGUUUCCAGGGCAAAUCUAGAAUCACUUAAAAAAAUAUUGGAAGAGCUGGACCUGGAUGAGCAACAGAAGAAAAGGUUAGAGGCCUUCCUCACCCAGAAGGCCAAGGUAGGCGAGCUGAGAGAUGAUGACUUUCAACGAGUCUGUGAGCUCGGCGCAGGCAAUGGAGGAGUUGUCAAUAAAGAAUGCCACAGACCCUCAGGAAUAAUCAUGGCCAGAAAGGUACACGUUUCUUCAGAUCUAUUCAUCAUGUUGUAUGAUUAUGGUAGAAUGUAGUUUCUUCACACCAGACUGUUUUCUGUCCUUGUUAAGCUCAUUCAUCUUGAAAUCAAACCUGCGAUCAGAAACCAGAUCAUCCGAGAGCUUCAGGUGCUGCAUGAAUGCAACUCUCCUUACAUUGUGGGUUUCUAUGGAGCUUUUUACAACGAUGGAGAGAUCAGCAUCUGCAUGGAGCACAUGGUGAGAGAAGUGAAGCAAGUCUAACAAGUAUGUCUGCAACGAUCAGAUUCUUCUAACUGGGAGUUUGUGGUCUUAUGCUCCUUUACAAAUGCUAAUCUUCUAAGGAGAGGUUUUUUUGCCUAUUACAAGGAUUAUGAUUUCAAAUCUAUAAAAAAAUAUAAUAGCAUAAUAUGAUAGGUAUUGUCAUCCAAAUAUCAAUAAGAAAAUCAUCUUAAUCUUUCCUCUUACAUGUAAAGUAUGAAGCAGGUUUAGUGGGAUAGUAAUGACAAACAUGCAAUACUGCAUCCUAUAUCAGAUUUACAAUUCUAAAUAAGCUUUAUGGUCAUAAUAUCAAACAUUUGAUCCUUCAGAAAUAUUAUUUAAUGCGGCAUAUUCACCUAUAAAUCUAUCGUAAGACCUGUUGUGUUAUUGUUACCUUGCUUCAUUGUACAGGAUGGUGGAUCUUUGGAUCAGGUACUGAAAGACGCAAAGAGGAUUCCUGAAGAGAUUCUGGGCAAAGUCAGCAUUGCUGUAAGUGUCUUUUUUUAGAUUUCUAUGCAUCACAGUGUAGCAUAACUAGCAUUAACAAAACAGUGGGUAUAUUAGAAUAUGAAUUUAGGUGUAAAAUUUUUUAAAAAAGAUACAAUCGAGACCUUAUUAUUUUACUCAGCAUUUUCAGUGUAAUGUUUUGAGUUUACAAUAUUCCGAGGACUUGGCACACAUACACACAAACUCAGUCAGAACUGGUUAAAUAUGAACUGCUGGUAAACGUUAUUAAUUUAAGUAAUUUGUGCUCAUUUUGAAACAGGUUUUGAGAGGCCUUGCCUAUCUGAGAGAAAAACACCAAAUCAUGCAUAGAGGUAAAUCAAAGUCGUUCCUAUUUUUCACAACAUGAAACUUUUUCUGAAGCUAAAAGUUUACUGCAACUAAGUGUGUCAAGGUUCGAUGGUUAAUUCUAAAUGGUUCCAUAUUUUUACGUAUCAUCAGGAUGUCAAGUCAAGUUCAAAUUCAAGAAAAUGUCUCUUUGACCCUCAGAUGUGAAGCCUUCCAACAUCCUGGUGAACUCGCGUGGAGAGAUCAAGCUUUGUGAUUUCGGUGUGAGCGGGCAGCUCAUAGACUCUAUGGCCAAUUCUUUUGUUGGGACAAGAUCUUACAUGUCGGUAAGUUGGUGGAUUAUGGCCUGUAAAUAAUUCCCCAUCCUUCCUCUACUCCCCUGUCUUUGUUUUUGUUUGAGUUAUUUAAUGUGUACACUGUGGUAACCAACAGCCUACUCUCUUUGUUUGCUGUGUAGCCGGAGAGAUUGCAAGGAACCCACUACUCUGUGCAGUCAGAUGUGUGGAGCAUGGGAUUGUCCCUCGUAGAACUGUCAAUCGGACGCUUCCCCAUCCCUCCUCCUGAUGCAAAGGAACUGGAGGCCAUUUUCGGACGAACCAUUUUGGAUGGUAAUGAGGGGGAAACAUUGAGCACUUCACCCAGGCCCCGAGCACCAGGUCGACCUGUCAGUGGUGAGAUUGCUGUUUUAAAUUGGAUAGAGUCAUUUGGUUUUUGGGCAGCUUUAAGUAAAAGCACAAGGAGUAGUGCAGAGUGGUGUAAGUAAAAAAAAGAGAUGUUUUUUUUAACUAUUAUUUUCUGGAAAUAAAUCUGAAAAAAUGUAGGAUUGAUCAUCUUAUAAUCAGGAUCUGUACUUCUGAGCACUCCUUGCCUUCAGAGCUAGUGUCCCCCUAAGGCUAAGGCCAGCUGUCACUCAGAACUACACUGUCAGAAAAAUGAAAUACAGGGUAGAGAUACUCACUGAUCAUCUGGAAUAAAGAGGCUCAAAAGUAAACUAAGUUAGUCAAAAUUCAGGCAGAUUAAUAAUGCUGAUAUUGGAUCAUUUGUUAUUAAUGCAGCGGUGACAUUUUAUUUCCGUCAGUGAGCUGAAAUACGCUGACACAGAGUGUACUGUCUGAUGAUAACAAGCCAAAAUAAUUUAAAUCAAAAUUUUUACAUCUAAGACGAUUCUACUGUGGUUCUAUGAGCAGCCACUUUAAAGGGAUUGAUGGAAGAUUGUGAGUAUGUUGAUAAAAGACAAAACCAAUAGUAUGCCCAUUAACAGACCUGUCAUUCUCCGUAUCGAUUACAGUUUUUUGGGGUAUUUGAAUACCGUUACUAUAGGUACUUCAUUUACACAAGAGCACAUUUUAUCUAAUCAAAAGGGGACUGUUUAAUUUUUGAGAAAGGAGUUAAGAACACAACCCAUUCUGUUUUAUUCAAUUUGUAUGUUUUGUCAUCAUUUUCAGUCAUAAUUUUUCCAAAUAAAAACAAGACUUUGUCUUCAAAAAAGUCCAUAAAUAAAGCGUGAAAAAUGGAGGUUGACCCAUGAUCAAUUAAACGUAACAACCCUGCUUUGAUUAUUUGAUAUGUAUGUGAGUAUGCAUGCAUAUUUGUAUUCACUUAUUCAUCUGUUCAUUGUUCUUUAAUUAAUUAAUUCCUAUUUAUCUUCCUUGCUUCAUUCCUUUACUUCUUGUCCAGGUCAUGGUCCUGUAAUGGCUAUUUUUGAGCUGCUGGACUAUAUCGUAAACGAGGUAAGACUCUUUGAAUGUCACUAAAAAAUGCCCUCGGAUUUGCAUACGUUCCCUCUUAAUCAGAAAGGGGACCCCUCUGCUGUUUGGAGCAAGAUCAAAUGUUCAUUCAACAUCUCACUUUUUUUUCAGCCUCCUCCAAAACUACCACACGGAGUCUUCACUCAUGACUUUCAGGACUUUGUGACAAAGUGGUGGGAUAAUAGUUUUAGUUGUGCCAUAUUUUAAAAUCUGUUUUUAGUAUUUGCUCAGUAAUCAUCUCAUUUUAACUUAAACGUUUUCAAAAUCAGAUGAGAGAUUGUUUCCUUUUCUGUCUUUUUCAGUCUCAUCAAAAAUCCAGCAGACAGAGCGGACUUGAAAAUGUUGAUGGUGAGUGCCAUCAGUUAGAUAUCUGCCUUCAAUACAUAUUUAAGGUGGCAUGUGUCUUUAUGAUCUUUAUUUACACCAACAUGCAACAGGGUUGUCAGUUGACGCAGAAAGACUGCAGUCAAAUCUGUAUAUCAUGCUCUGUCAAGAUGGAGUCAGAAACUGCAAACUUGAAAAGUGUGUUGGAAAGAUCCAGUUUGUGAUGUCUGGUAUCUUAUCUGUAUGUCAUUGUGUUUACCAUGUUGCAGAACCACACGUUUAUCAAGCGCUCUGAGGUGGAGGAGGUGGACUUUGCUGGCUGGCUUUGUAAAACCAUGGGGCUGAACCAACCGAGGACUCCCACCCGCAUAGCAGAAUAAACACACACACUCGACACACUCGUGCACACAGUACAAAUGUGUGUAAACAUCAUAGAGAAGCUGCUACUCGAAACCUUACACCCACAUACACACUCUGCCAAUCCUCCCUGCCCACUCAGGUGAGCCUCUGAAGUCUCCACCUGUCAAUGAUGGCCACUAUCAGAUCCCAUGUUUGGGAAGGUACUGUACAGUUUGGUCAUUAAGAAAACGGUGUUAAGUUUGAUUUAGGUUCAUAUUCGGAUGUUAAAUAUCUUAUUUAGAGAGUAAGAAAAAACUAUCACUGAUGAAAUGCUCGAUUUAAAUCCUAUAGAAGUCACUGCUUUUGCAGUCUGUUUUGUUAUUUUAGUUUUGACAAUGUCAUGUGCUCCGUAUUUUCCUUCUUUUGGGUUAUAGAUACCAUCAGGGUUGUGUCCAGUUAAGACCGGCAGUCGAUGCUGUGUCAAAACUGAAAGAUGAUUCACAAAAAUGAAAUCAAAACAUACAGUAUAUUACAGCUGUGUAUUUUUUCAAUUCUGCCUCAUUUGUCAGUGAGAAUUUCUCCGAAGUGUUGUGAGACUUACAGUAUCUGUGUGUCAAUCUCAGCUCUCACUGUCAUGAAUCAGCAUCUGUAAAUGUGUACAGGCAGAUAUAGAGAUGAUUUUUUUACACGGUUAUGCAAACACAUUGAAAAAUGUCAGAUAGGUUUAUUUUAAUAAGCAGGUUGGGUUGUGUGUUCUCCUAAGCAUGAUUGUGUCUGUUUCCCCCCCUUUUUUAAAGCUGCAUUUGUUACAAUAAAAGAUGUCUUGAGGUGAAGCACAAUGUUUUGAACAUUUUAGCAUGACCCUCAAUUUCAAGUCUGAAUUGAAAUUAAAUAUAACAUUGAAAUACCCUUCACUCCCUCUUUACAUAGUGCCAGUAGUAGUUCUCCCAAACGCAAAGACUGCCUUUCGAAUAUCUACAUUUUACUAGAUGUGACUGGACUUAAUGCUUCUAACUGGGCAGUCUCAUCUGAACCAAAUGGUGAUGAUGUAUUUAGUUAUGUAAACAACAGGACAGGGUUUUGCUAUUGAAAAGCUCUCUUUGCUGUUGCUGGAUUAGGACACUUCUUUUCUGUUUUAAAACACAAGUUCUUUAUAGUCUAAGUCACUCAGAGAUCUUUCUUUGAAAAGAAAUUCCAAUUUAUCAAUAAAUGGUCUGCAUUGUAACUGAGA
Molecule: messenger RNA, 5900 nt
Organism: Xyrichtys novacula (pearly razorfish)
Lineage: Eukaryota; Metazoa; Chordata; Actinopteri; Labriformes; Labridae
Source: the annotation of a GenBank genome assembly